AUGGGCGACUCUACUAAUACUCAAGCAUACAAAGUGGGCUAUCACGCUUCCGAGUACAAAGAUUCAGGCCUGCCAUACGACAAAUCUCCAACGAGGCCUUCAGACCCGAACCAACACGAAAACGAGGCUGGAAAAAGUCGCCAGGUUGAUGCAGUUUCCUCCGCCCUGUCGAACCCGGAUUUGCAAAUCUAUGAAAGAUUUAUAGCCCCUGCUCGUCAAUUCGUGAACGAGUGGGAUCUGGACCUUGAGCGAGGUCGGGAGCGACUAGGUGACGGGUUGAACGUUCCCGCGACUCCAGGACAUCACCCUGUCGAUGGAGCCGUUGAGCGUUAUCACAUUAUGGACAGCUGGGGAGAGCGUGGAACUGGUGACGGCCAUCAGUUCUAUUUCAACUCUGCAAAGCAUAAAACCGCCGCUGGCAAUCCGAUAGCCGAUGGCACAGUCGAAUGGGUCCAUUUGGGGUUUCGAUCUCCGACCCUUGGCGUGAUCCAAUCCGUGGUCGAUAAAUACGCUUGCUCGGGACUGGAAGAUGGGAUUGACAGAUUGACUGACGGGCUUUUGCGUCGAAUGUUCAGCAACCAGGAGAAAACAUUCGUCGCAGGCUACUAUCUGCAACCUGGCGUCAUCAGAUAUGAUGGAAAACUUCCGCUACAAGACGUGCCCGACAAGCCUUGCACAUUUGUCAACUUUCCAUAUCUAUGCCUUGAGGACCCUAUAAAGUUGGACGAGCUCCCAGAAGAGCCUGACCCUGUCAAGAGGAAGUUCCCAGUGCGCUCACUACUGCAGUCGCGUUACCGUCUACAAUUAACCCAUGAGAAAGAUCUGAAGCAGUCUGUCUCGGCCUUGACCAACAGGCAGGUCAACGCAUGUAUACAACCUGCUGUCGCCCACCUUGGCUCUAGCACUACUACCACGGAAAAAUGUACUAAAAUUGUACACGCCCACCAACUCUGGUGUUUGUCUCUCAGUGGAGACACCGUAGUUACGUGCGCUCCCAUCCAUGGAGAGACGCUUCACGGGCAGGUCAUUUUGGUGAACGAGAUCAACCAAGAGGACCCAACUGUGCACAUAGUGCUCGAUUAUAAGGGUCGCUUGAAGCGUUACAGAUAUCAACGGAAUCACUGCGACUCGUGGUUCCGCUUGUUGAACAAGCACAGACAGAUAUUGCUCUCUAAGGGGCUUUUCGGAGACAAAGGCGUACAGAACGAACAAUUUGACCUCUUCUUUCAAGAUGAGAAAACCAAAGAGACGGAACUCACUUGGUCAAACUGGUUGGAGAUUCUGCAGACUCAUAAUUCGUCAAAUCUGGAAAUCACGAUUAGAAAAACAUCAAUAUCCAAUACGCCAGGAAUUAGCUUAGCUGGAGCGACUGCCUCGGGUCAAACGUCUCAAACCCUCCAGAUUCCGAAACCUAUUCAGCAAGGCGUGGCAGAUCCUCAGAUUCCAGCAGUCAAGAAGGAGAUGAACAAAUCAUCUGAAAUGCGGCGUCUUAAUCAAUUGGAGCGCACGGCCAUCAAUGCAGGUCAGGAACAGACAUCUCAAGCACACGUCAAGGGUGGUGGUUCUGACAUUGUCCUGGACUCACCAUCCAAGCCAAGUCCAGAAGAGUUUGCAAACAGCCUUGGCAGCGACAAACGCCAUAUCAUCCCGUUCUUCCAAUGGCGAUUGCGCAAGAACACCCAGAAGGGUACAGAGAGUACUAGAGUUGGACGCAGCCGGAUCGUAUUGAACAGGAUCCAGCCGUCAUUGUUUGAAACAUAUCGAGAGCUGUUCUAUGACGGCGACCUGAUCCUGAAUGAAUUGAACUUGGAAAGCUUGACACAGUUGUCAAAGCUAGAAGGACGAACGCUCGAGCAAUUUGCUGCAGACACCGAAGAUGGUUCACCACGCGGUGCGCAAAUUGAGACUCUCAUAAAGGCAACCAGCGCAGUGUUACCCCUGUUUUUGCCAAAUAUCAUCGACCAAAAUGUGCAACGGGAGCCUUUAUCUCCUCUUACCCAGGACGGAGGUCUUAAACCUGCUGAUAUACAAAGUCCCUCAGCAGGCAACUCGAAUCCUACAGGAAACCCUUCAGAUCAAGGGGGUGGGCCAGCUACCAACGACCCGUCUGCUGGAAAAAAUCAAGAGCCCUCUCACAGACCAGGCACAGCAAAUACAGAGACGAACACCAAAACCGAUGACAAGGAUGUACCACCUGGGAUGGAGACUCAUCCAACUCUAAAGCUCUUCAGAGCGGUAAUUGGGGGCGUCAUUUUGUUCUUGAAGGGGACACCGAUUCCUGAGGAGGAUUUCAACAAAAUCACCCGGAGUCUACGAACUAUACACAGGGUUGCCCUUUUCUUGCACCUAGGGGUUCGUUCGCUCUCUGGGAUGCAAGAAUAUGACAGCGACCCAGAAUUUGGUGGUUCUGCCAUCUUACAAAGGAUCAUCGUGAAGGCAUUUAUCCACAUAAUCUACAUGUACUUCGGACUCUGGCAGUCUCUCUGGGCCCGAAAAGAAAACGAGGCAGCUCCAGAGCGACAACUAUUUUCCUGGGCGUUGGGUCACGCAGAUGACUGCGCUAAAAAGCUCCACGAAGCUGCAAACGACCUCAUUGCAGAAGCUGGGGAAUUCGAGAAAGAACCGCCGCAUGGUCCAAUGGUCACGCCCGAGGCCGUCAUCAUAAUGCUCUUGGAUCGUCUUAGCCAGAACGUUCACGGAGUGGGCAGCUUCGAUCUGGAAGACAUAUAUGAAAGAGUGAUAGAGAAAUUGGCUGCGGAUGUCGAGUACAAUGCAACCAGGUCACUUCUGUUUGAGAUCAACAAGACGUCAGAAGAGCUCGACAUUGUCCGCGACGUGCUCAAGCAGCAGGAGCGGGUCUUGCUGCUGUACCGCAAGUCUCUGGACCCGGGGACUUUCAGUAAAGGCAAGGCGGGGAUCGAGCGGGAGAAGAGGUUCCCAUACGAGGAGAGAUCUGUCAGCGCCGUCCUCAAGACGGUCCGAGAGAGGAUCAGCGACUUUGACGAGCUCAGGAACCGGAUCACGCAAUUGCGGACCCAGAACGUUCAAUUGGUCGAGACCCAGCAGGACGAGAACAACAAGGCUAUCCUCGUCUUCACCCGGUCACCAUAUUGUUUCUUCCCAUGUCGUUUGUGA
This is a messenger RNA of Fonsecaea multimorphosa CBS 102226, 3135 nucleotides long. RefSeq lists its product as uncharacterized. NCBI's taxonomy places the organism in Eukaryota, Fungi, Ascomycota, Eurotiomycetes, Chaetothyriales, Herpotrichiellaceae. Bases 1 to 3135 code for a protein of 1044 amino acids. The record is from RefSeq and is a predicted model, not a curated record. The transcript is spliced from 7 exons.